Molecule: messenger RNA, 9634 nt
Organism: Corythoichthys intestinalis (scribbled pipefish)
Lineage: Eukaryota; Metazoa; Chordata; Actinopteri; Syngnathiformes; Syngnathidae
Product: sodium- and chloride-dependent GABA transporter 2-like
Exons: 16
Coding region: 238-2016 (592 amino acids)
Biological process (GO): sodium ion transmembrane transport
Cellular component (GO): plasma membrane
Molecular function (GO): gamma-aminobutyric acid:sodium:chloride symporter activity
Source: RefSeq, a predicted model, not a curated record
UGACCCACGUUUCCUGAACGCGUUAUGAAAGGCAGUAAAGCACGGUUUUAUAACUAUUUUUCUUAACAGAAUACGACAUUUUAACAAAUAUAGCAAAUCAUAACAGGUGGGCACUGAUAGCCCGAUUCUGCCUGGCAACGUCAUUGGAGCAAACCAUCUGGUUACUAAGAGGGGGAACCUGCUGCCUAAAACCGUUAUGGCACACGCAGAGGUUUGCGUAUGUAUCUCCCUUAACCAAUGAUGACUUCUCAGCCAGCGCCACAGCGAGGAGAGCCGUUGCUGACCCACGUUGAAAAAGGGAAAGAAAGCGGCCUGCACGCCAGGGGCCAGUGGGCAAGCAAGGCCGAGUUCCUUCUGGCCGUGGCGGGACAGAUCAUCGGUUUGGGCAACGUCUGGAGGUUCCCUUACUUAUGCUACAAGAAUGGAGGAGGCGUGUUCUUUGUACCGUACCUUUUGUUUCUGGUGCUGUGCGGUAUCCCGUUGUUCCUUCUGGAGACUUCGCUGGGCCAGUACACCAGCCUGGGUGGAGUCAGCGCAUGGAGAACCAUCUGCCCAAUAUUCGGAGGUCUUGGCUACGCAAGCCAAAUGAUGAUCCUGCACGGAUGUGUCUAUUACAUCAUCAUACUAGCCUGGGCUCUCCUGUACUUGUCCUACAGUUUUCAGGCUGAACUUCCUUGGUCACACUGUAACAACUCAUGGAACACAGAGGCUUGUUUUAUGUUUGACUAUCAAAACCAGACGGCUAACGUGAGCAGCCUGCCUGACAACGCCACUUCUCCCAUUAUGGAGUUUUGGGAGCGAGAAGUGCUCCACCUGUCUGAUAAUUUAGACAAGCUCGGGCCAAUAAGUUGGAAACUUGCACUGUGUCUUGGCGUCGUCUGGCUGGUUUGUUACUUCUGCGUGUGGAAGGGGAUUAAAUCCACGGGAAAGGUCGUGUAUCUGACUGCGACCUUUCCGUAUGUUAUGCUGUUUAUACUCCUGGUGCGCGGCGCCACCUUGCCGGGAGCAGCCCAGGGAAUCAUCUACUACCUCAAACCUAACCACACUCGAUUAGCAGACCCGCAGGUGUGGAUGGACGCAGGUACCCAGAUCUUUUUUUCCUACGGAAUCUGCUUGGGAAGUUUGACCGCCCUGGGCAGUUACAACAAAUACAACAACAACUGUUACAAGGACUCAUACCUUCUGUGCCUGUUGAACAGCAGCACCAGCUUCCUGGCAGGGUUCGCCAUCUUCUCAGUACUGGGAUUCAUGGCGGAGGAGCAAAGAGUGGACAUCGCCACUGUGGCUCAAUCAGGGCCCGGCCUUGCCUUUAUCGCCUUCCCCAGAGCGGUGGCCAUGAUGCCUCUACCCCAACUCUGGGCUAUCUGCUUCUUCCUCAUGAUCAUCAUGUUAGGACUGGACACACAGUUUGUGAGUCUGGAAGCACUGAUGACAUCCGUGACCGACUUGUACCCCAACUUGAUCCGACGAGGCUACCGCAGGGAGCUGCUGCUGCUCUUCAUCUGCGUCGUGUGCUUCUUGAUCGGCUUGAUUAUGGUGACGCCGGGUGGUCUUUAUGUGUUCCAGAUAUACGAUCAUUUCUCCUGCAGUGGAGCCAGUCUGCUGCUUCUCUCCAUCUUCCAGUCUGUUGCAAUAGGAUGGAUUUAUGGUGCUGAGCGCUUUUCUUCGAACAUCAAGGACAUGACUGGCCAUAAUCCACUGUUUCUCUUCAAACUGUGCUGGAAAUACCUGACGCCUGCUGUAUGCACUGCCACGUUCCUGUUCUCCCUGGUCUGCUGGUCUCCAUUGAGCUUGGGGAAAGGUCUCGUCGCCCCUGGUUGGGCCACCGCACUGGGCUGGCUCCUCACCUUCUCUUCCGUGUCUCUGCUCCCCAUCUGGGCCAUCUACGCGCUGGCCGUGACGCCCGGCACCCUCGCGCAGCGCUUUCAACGCCUGUGCAAGCCCAGCAUGUCGGUCACCUACAGCCUGGCGCUGCCCCUCGAUGAGAAGCCAAAGGACGACAUCGUUCGAGACUGAUGCCUUCGAGCCAAGCAAAUACACUUCAGAUUGUAUAGUGGAAAAGUUUUUUUUUUUUUUUUUUAAACGGUGCCAAAUUUUGAUAAAAAUCCAUAUUUUGCAGUAUAUUUGGUUGGUAAUCAUUACAUUUGUGAACCAACAAACUCAUUCAGAGCUUUUUUGAUUACUGAAAUUAACAAAUAUGUUUAAAAAAAACACUGGGGGAAUACAUAAGUACAUAAAAGUAAACAUUGAAAUAUAUGACGGAAAACACUCAGGUGACUUGAAGUUCCACUCUGAGACCCCCAGUUUGGCCAAAUGUCAAAAUUGUCCGUAGCAAGCGUGAUACAUUAUUGAAAAGCCUAAAGUCUCAAUUAUCCGGGGUAAGAAAAAAUUUGGACAGGAGGACCUUUUUUUUUUUUUUUUUUUUUUUUUUUUUUUUUUUUUGUUAAUGUUUUUAAACGGCAAAACCCUAUCUGGAAGUGAGAGCAGAAUUACAGACGCCAUGACUUUAACGAGAUAUUAUCACGUACUUACCUUGUUUCGAUCCAAAAACUCUAUGUGACAUGUAUCACCGAGUGUCAAGACACAGCUGUGAAUGGCCACAGCUGGAUUUUGGGGGGAUUUUAUGGAUGAAACAUGGUAAUAUAACAAGGGUUGCUAUGCAGAAAUCACAGACAUCAAGGAGUGGUCGAGAUUUUCAUUUUCAUAUAUUUACCCUUUUAAACAUUUUUUGUUUUUCAAUUUUUUUUUUGUUUGGAUCGAUUAUCAUCUAACAUAUCGGAGAAAAUGCGACAGGAACAAAAAAAUACAAUUAAGCAAUAGUUAUGAGGUAGAUAUCCGUGACUUUUUUACAGACGCCAAAUUUUUCAUUGUGGCGUAAUUCGUUUAAAAGUUUAAAAUAUGCGAGUGAAUAAUUGUUUAAAGUCGUUUUUUGUUUUUGUUUUGUUUUUUAAACUAAAAUUUAGAAAUCAAUUAAUGAUUCAAAGCUAAAAAUGACAGAAAUUUUGAAUAAUAAAUAUAAUUACUUACCUUUUUAUGGCUAGGUUGAAACAAAACCGGUUGCGCGACGUCUGUUAAUGAGGGUUUUGAGGGUAAAACGGACAACUUAAAAUAGUUCGGAGGCUUAGUGCGCCAUGAAUCUGCUAUGGCAGCAUAUAGACAUAUUGUUCUAUCAAACACAACAGUUGUUUUGGCUUAAAAUAUAGUAGUUUCUUUUAAAGAGGAGUGCAAGAGCAGAAACUGCUUUUUCAGUCUUGUCUGUUUUCCGCCAUAUGUAUACGUAUAUAUGUAUGAAUAGAGUACUACCUAAUACCUAAAAAAAUGUGUUUAAUUAUGGCGAUUUCAUAUGAAACUAACAUUAUUUUUCAUUCAUUCAUUUAAUAUGUCAAAUUCAAGAAAAGAAAGAGUAGAAUAGCACAAUAAAAAAUACAACACCAUAAAAUGUGAAUAUAUUGAAUUUUACGAAUCAUAAAGAAAUUGAAUAGGAAAUGUAGAAAACUAAAAAAAAUAAAUAAAUAAGAGUAUAGAAGACUACAUUUAAAAUAUCCAUCAAAAAAUUAUACAGUGAUAUAUAUGUAGUGAAUUUUACAAAUCAUAAAGAAAUGGAACAAAAUAUUGAAAAAUAUUUAUGAAUAAAUUAAAUAUUCAAGAAAAUAUUUGGAGGAUAUAUAGCUACAUAGUUUUUUUUAUAUUUACAUUUAAAAUAUCCAACAAAAAAUUGGAAUAUAAUGAAUUUUACAAAUCAUAAAGAAAUGGAUGAAAAUAUAGAACAAUAUUCAUGAAAAAAUUAAAAAUUCAAGGAAAUAUUUUGGAGGAUAUAUAGCUACAUAGUUUUUUUUUUUUUUUUUUUAAUAUUUACAUUUAAAAUAUCCAACAAAAACUGGAAUAUAAUGAAUUUUACAAAUCAUAAAGCAAUGGAAGAAAAUAUAGAACAAUAUUCAUGAAAAAAUUAAACAUUGAAAAUAUUUUGGAGGAUAUAUAGCUACAUAGUUUCUUUAAUUUUUUAUUUUCUUUAAUAUUGUUUAAAUAUAUACAGUGAGGAGAAGAAGUAUUUGCACCUCUUGUGUUUUGCAUGUUCACCCAUUUAGAAAAUAGAUAGAGGUCUGAAAUUUCAAUGAUAGAUGCAUUUCCACUUAGAGACAUAAUUAAAAAAAAAAAAAAAUCUGGAAUUCAGAUUGUAUGGUUUUUCAGGAAUUUGUAAUUUACUAGGGUUCUACAGUAUUUGUACCCCUGAGAAAAUCAGAGCUAACAUUUAUUGCAGAAGCCUUUGUUACAGAGGUCAGAGGCUUUCUGUAGUCUUCACCAGCUUUUCACAUAUGGAAACAGGGAUUUUGGCCCAUAGGUUUUAGCUCUAUCCAAAGAUGUUCUAUUGGAUUGAAGUCUGGAGACUGGCUAGGCCACUCCAGAACCUUGAUAUGCUUCUUACACAGCCACUCCUUAGUCAACUUGGCUGUGUGCUUCGGAUCAUUGUCGUGCUGGAAGAUCCAGCCACGACUCAUCAAGUCUUUGACUGAGGGAAGGAAGGAGGUUGUGGCUCAAAAUCUGACGAUACAUUUCACCAUUCAUCCUCUCAUAGACUUUAUAAUAUAAAAUCAACAUGAAAUAUAAAUGAAAUAUACCGCUCACAUAAUGCAUAUAAUUGCUCAUCAUGGACAAUAAUCAGCAAGGAAAUUAAAAUAACAACCUAGAUUGACAAGUGAAUUGGGAAACAUAACAAACUUUUAGCCUCAACAAUGUAGUCAAAGGGGCCAACCAUUAGCGUUAGCAAUUAGCAGAUAGCAGUUAGCUCACAGCGGCUAGCGAAUGCAACUGAUUAUUAGCUGAGGAACUGUCAUUAACCAAACGUGUUUAUGCAUUGUUAAGGCACACUUCAACACUAUACUUCUCUCAUUUACACACAACUUUCAGAUUGUAAGUAAACAUGACGGUAGUGUGGGGAACAAACUACACUGCUGUGAAGGGAGGAGAGAGUUAAACUAGCGAGCUUCACUCUUCUUAAAGGGCCAGCAUCGCAACAGUUAAACUAAAGCACAUAUACACACAAUGGGCUUUCCUACAAGAUUCUUGGUUAAAAGCAACAACAAAAAACUGGCAUUUAUCAUUAAUUUUACGUAAUAUUUCCAAGUAUAGUGAGAAAGUUAGCUAAUGAGAAAUCCAAGAUGGCGGCCGUAGCAGCUAAUUUUUCCAAUUGUAUUCAUGUUUCCAAAUGCAUGCAUUGUGCGAAAAAUAUAAUAAUUACUUGAAUCCUCGAUCAAAUCACUCUUGAGUCACUCAUGCCUGCUUGUAGGCUUAAGUUUCAUCCUGUUUCAACCUAAAACCGGCGAGUGUGUUUGAGAAUUGCUCUCCCUGCCAGGGGACCGGGCUGGUGUAGGUUGGGCCGGCCCCCUACUUGAAGGCAUGCAGUGUCUGGGGAAUGUGACCCGUCAAUAUAAUUAUGAAGUCUAUGAUCCUCUUUAUACAGUACAGUCGUCAUAUCCCCUUUGCCGAAAAGCAUGAGGUUUUUCCUCCCCCAUUCUUCACAGUGGGGAUGGUGUUCUUGGAAUUGUACUCAUCCUUCUUUUUCCCUCCACACACGAUGAGUAAAGUUUGCACCAAAAAGUUCUACAUUGGUCUCAUCUGACCACAUGACUUUCUCCCAUGACCCCUAUGCAUCAUUCAGAUGGUCCCUGGCAAACUUCAGACGGGCCUUCACAUGUACUAGCUACAACCUUCUGAGCAAGCCAUGAUUUAAAACCAUUGCACCGUAGUGUUCUACUGACAGUAGCCUUUGAAACUGUGCAUCCAGCUCCCUUCGGGUCAUUGACCAGCUUCUGCCCUGUAGUUCUAGGCUCAGCCCUCACUUUUCUCAUCCUGAGUGAUGCCCCACGAGGGGAGAUUUUACAUGGAGCCCCAGUCCGAGGUAGAUUAUCAGUCAUGUUUAGCCUUUUCCAUUUCUAACAGUUGCUGCAACUGUUGAUUUAUUCUCACCAAGCUGUUUUCCAAUUGUCCCAUAGCCUUUUCCAGCUUUGUGGAGCGCAGCCAUUUUUUCUCUGGUGUCUUUCAAAACCUGUCUGGUCUUGCCCAUGGUAACAGUUGGAUUAUGACUGACUGUGGGGUGCAAAGGUGACAAUAUUGAGCUCAAACGGGUGGUGGGUAGGUGGUUACUCAUGACAACUAUUUGACUGUCAUUGCUGAUUUUCACAGGGGUGAACCUUAUGAACCCCAGUAAAUUUCAAAUAAAUAAAUAAUCAUACAAAGUGAUUUCUGGAUUUUUUUUAGAUCGUCUCUAUGAGUGGAAAUGCAUCUAUGAUUGAAAUUUCAGAGCUCUACCUAUAUUCUAAAUGGGUGAACUUGCAAAAUCACAAGGGGUGCAAAUACUUCUGCUCCUCACAAUAGAGUUAGGAUAGGAUAUGUUUAUUACACACCAUUGGUCACACUUUUGUAUUCCUCCAGAUGCAUUAUGUGUACUAUUUGUGAAAUUUAAAUUCAGGCGUUAAGAUGUUAGAAUAUGUCAUGCCAUUAGGGAACGUUGGAAUAAGUAUAUCACUGUACUAUGUUAAAUUAACGGGUCGGUAGAACGGACUCUUGCACUGACAGCUGUUGCUUUUUUUGUGUCUUGAAAAUUCAGCAGACUACUGAUUUUAAGACAUGAAAGUGUCAUUUCAUAGAACCGAUAUGUGACAAGGCACGGCAAAAUGAGUCAGAGUGAUCAAUUAUGAUUUUAAAUUUUUGCAUAAUCAAGCAUUCCACUGACAUAUCAAGCAUUUUGCUAUGAAAAUGUAUCCUUAACAAUCACGCUGGGCAAACAUUAAUGAGCUACAGAAUACUCAUUGACAGCGCAAGACAUCCAAUUCAUUUUGAAUACGAGGGGCACGUGAACGAAUCAACGAGAUAUGACCAAAAUCAACAGGAAGUGACCUGGAAUUGAACCUAAGUCAAAAUUUAAAAAUAAAAGUAACCCAGAAAUGACCAACUAUUUACAGGGAAUGAACCAGAAAUGCCCCCAAAAUGAACUGGAAGUGAAAAAAAUACAUUGGAGUAACCCAGAUAUGACAACAUAAACAGGAAGUGAAUCAGAAAUGCCAUAAAUGGGAAGUACAUGUAAAUGCCCCCAAAUCAAAAGGAAUUGACCAAAACAUACAGGAUAAAAACCAGAAAUGACCCAAAAUCAAAAGGGUGACCUACAAAAGAGCCAAAAUAAACAGGAAGUAAACCGACAGUAUCAACAGAAAGUGACCCAGAAGUUGCCUGAAAAAUUAACAGGAAGUAGUCAAAAUACACAGGAAGUGACCCGGAAAAUACCUAAAAUCUACAGAAAUGCCCAAAAAACAACAAAGUGACCCAGAAUGCAACCUUAAUUAACAGGAAAUGACCAAAAUAAACAAGAAGAAAUUUAGAAAAAUACCUAAAAUGUAAACACACCAAAAUCAACAGGAAGUGACUUGUAAAUGCCCCAAAAUCAAAGGGAUUCGACCAAAAUAUACCGGAAGUUGCCCAGAAAUGGGGAGACCCAAAGGGAGACCUCGGAAUGCACCAAAAUCGACAGGAAGUGACCCUGAAUUUAAAAAUGACCAAAAUAAAAAGGAAAUAACCUAGAACAGACAAUAUCAACAGAAAGUGACAGAGAAAUUUCCUGAAAACUAACAGGAAGUCAACAAAAUACACAGGAAGUAACCCGGAAAAUCAACAGAAAUGCCCAGAAAUCAACAGGAAGUAACCUGUAAAUGCCUCAAAAUCGAAGGGAAUUGACCAAAAUAUGCAGGAAGUUACCCAGAAAUGACCCGAACCAGAAAUUUUACCAAAAUUAACAGGAAAUGACCAAAAUAAAAAUAAUAAAUAAUAAUAAUUAAAGAAGUAACUUGGAAAAUACCUUGAAUUGACAGCAGAAGUGCCCAAAAAUCAACAGGAAAUCACCUGUAAUUGCACCAAAAUCAACAGGAAGUGACCAAACCACACAGGAAGUCACCCAGAAAUUACCCAAAACAAAGGAAAAUAUUUACAAUUCAAUAUAAAUGUAUCGGAAAUGACCGAGAAAUGCCCCAAAAUCAACCUGAAUCGAUCCAGAGCAAAUAGGAAGUGACUUGGGAAUGCGUCAAAAUCAACAGAAAGUGACCUAGAAUUUAACUUAGUUAACAGGAAAUAAUCAACAUAAACAGGAAGUACCCUAGAGUUGACUUGACAUCAAUAGAAAGUGACCCAAAAAUUCCUUAAAAUAAAAUCAACAGGAAGUGACCAAAAUGCACAAGAAGUUUCCCAGAAAUGACCUAAAAUCAACAGGAAGUUACCCGGAAUUUGACCCAAAAUCGAUAGGAAGUGACCUAGAAAUUUCUAAAAAUCUACGGGAAGUGAUUUUUGUCACUUCCUGUAGACAGUUUACCAGAAAUUACCAAAAAUCAAAAAGAAGCAACCUGGAAUUGAACCUAAAUUAACUGGAAGUGACCCAGGUAUGCCCCCAAAAUCAGCAGGAAGUGAAAAUUAACCGAAAGGGUCAAACAAGUUUAAAUGAAUUUAGUACACAUUCCAGGCAUGAAAUCAUGAUUCAACAUUUUUCAUUUGGAUGCCAUUUCAGUCCACUGGCAUGCAUUUGCUAACUAAUUCAAACAGUUAGCAACUCCUGUCUUCAUCCAAAAAGUCAUAAAAUACUCCUAAAUCAUCAUUUUUUACCUUGAAGAUCCAUACAAAAGUCGUUUUGUUACACAUGGUUUUCUUACCAUAGACUCUGUAUCCCAUAAUGCAUUGGGUGCACAUUCAAAAAGCUGCUACAUUUGAACGUAUAAACAUCUAAUUCUAUGCAACGUCCGACUCAUUUUGCUAUGCUAGCUAAAAUAUGAUCUCUGGCUCCCAAUGACGACUAUCGCCGUCAAUGAAACAUAAUCAGAAGUGUAAUCCACCACUCCAGAGAUACUUUCAUUUUGUUUUUGAUUGGUGAAAAAGUUCCUGAUACUUGUAGUUCUCUACUGUUUUUGUUUUUUGUUAAGUCUACAGCACUGAGAAGUAACACUUACUCUGUGUCGAAUGUUUGAAUUUCUGUGAUGCUGCAGUAUUUUGUGACUCGGAAAGUGAAAGUCUUGUAAAUCUCCAUAAACAAGCAAUAAUUCCCUAAACCAUUGUGUGAUGUGUGACCUUUGACCUGUUCAUUUCCCAGCAUACAGUAUCACCUAGCUUGCAAACUGAAAGAGGCUAAUAUGUUGUCGUAAAAUUCCUAUUUUGACCUCUAUGACCUUUUACCGGUUCUCAUUCCUAUUCUGACCUCUAUGACCUUUGACCGGUUCUCAUACAGUUUCACCUAGCCUGUAAAUUGAAAUAGGCUAAUGUGCUAUAAAGUUGUCAUGAAAUUCCUAUGCUGAUAUCUGUGACCUUUGACCUGUUCUCAUUAUACGGUAUGACCCAUGUUGAAAAUUUAAAUGGGCUAAUGCGUUACAAAGUUGCCGUAGAAUUCCUUGUCUGACUUCAGUGACCUUUGAUCUGUUCUUUUCAACAUAUCACCUAGCUUGCAAAUUUAAAUAGGCUAAUAUGUUAAAAAGUUGUCGUAAAAUUCCUUUUCUGACCUCAGUGACCUUUGACCUGUUCUUUUCUCAUCAUAUCACCUAGCUUGCAAAUUUAAGUAGGGUAAAGCGCUAUAAAGCUGUUGAGAUUCGUAUUCUGACUUCAAUGACCU